AUGAACGCCACUGAGAUUUCUUUCGGGAUGGUGAUGCUGUUGCAGAUCAGUAUUGGAGUCGCAAUGAACGCAUUCCUCCUCCUGUUUUACACCCGCAUGGUCUCCAGUAACCCCAAGCGCAGCUUCUCCGACUUAAUCCUUGCCCACCUGGCCUUGGCCAACACCAUCAUUCUCCUCACCCUUGGAGUCCCAGAGACCAUAUCCAUUUGGGGUCUGAGGAAUUUCCUCGGCAACGUCGGCUGUAAAGUCCUCAUUUACCUUUAUCGGGUGGCCCGGGGCCUGGCCAUCUGUACCACCUGCCUCCUGAGUGUCUUCCAGGCCGUCACCAUCAGUCCCACCACCUCCUGGUGGGCCGGAGUCAAAGCCAGAUUACCCAGGUACGUCCUCCCUUCCUGCACCCUCGCCUUGAUCCUCAAUAUGCUGGUAGAUUUCGACACAACCCUGUUCAUGACAGGCCCCCAGAACGGCAGCAGGGUGAGGAUGAUAUUGGAUCUCAAAUACUGCUCGAAGGUCAUUGAGAGCGUAGAGACCGCCCUGGUGAUUUCGGUCGUGCUCUCCCUGCGCGAUCUGCUCUUCGUGGGCCUCAUGAGCCUGUCCAGCGGCUACAUGGUGUUUGUCCUGCACAGGCACCACGGGCAAGUCCGACACCUUCGCCGGCCCGGCCACUCCCAGAGGGCGGUGCCUGAGGUCAGGGUGGCCAAGAAGGUGGUCGCCCUGGUGGCCUUCUACGUCCUCCUUUACGGGCGACAGUCCGUCACUCUGAGUGUUUUACUAAACACGAGAGGACAUUUUCCUUUGCUGGUGAGUAGUCAUAUGGUGUUGUCAUUCACCUUCUCGGCCCUAAGCCCGUUCCUGGUGAUGCACGGCGACCGGAGAAUGAGAACGUUCUGGAGGAAGGGCCCUCCUCUGUCCAACGUGGAUGACUCCUAG
Molecule: messenger RNA, 930 nt
Organism: Ornithorhynchus anatinus (platypus)
Lineage: Eukaryota; Metazoa; Chordata; Mammalia; Monotremata; Ornithorhynchidae
Product: vomeronasal 1 receptor ornAnaV1R3268
Exons: 1
Coding region: 1-930 (309 amino acids)
Biological process (GO): G protein-coupled receptor signaling pathway
Cellular component (GO): membrane
Molecular function (GO): pheromone receptor activity
Source: RefSeq, marked inferred